CGUAGCCCGGAUCAAUUUCAAUAUCUGAAAUAUGAAUUCGUCAACGCCAAGGCAUACAGCAUGUUAUACGCUUUUACUAACCAUUACUGGAUUACUUGCGGCUUCAGCUGUGGAAUCCACAUUUGAUCCGGAUCUGAUUUGCACACUGGUUGUAAAUGGGACUAAAAUAAAUGAUCCUAGGGCCUGUAAUAGCUGGAUACAGUGCAUCGAUGAGAUGCCUGUUAAUGGAACCUGCGCCGAGGGACUUUUCUAUGACAGAAACAGUGAGGAUUGUGUGGCAUCGAAGGACGUUGUGUGCAUCUCAAGCGAUGCAUGUGCGGAAAUGGCGAAUGGCUUUACCGCCGAUCCGUACACCUGCAAUGGAUAUUACUAUUGCAAGAAUGGAACGGGAACACGAGGAGAGUGUAAUGCUGGAUUGAACUUUAACCCUGGAACUGAGGCAUGUAUCCGUGACUAUCCCUGCAAUUUCAAAAUGAGUCCCGAUAACUACUGCAAUAUAUUGCCUGAUGGGGUGUUCAUCAAGGAUCCCUGGAAUUGUAAUGGCUGGCAAAUGUGCUGGCAGGGUGAGAUCGUUAAUGGAACCUGUCCCGACAGCUUCUUAUUCAGUGGAAGCCUCGGCAAAUGUGAUUAUCCACAGAACGUGGAGUGCACCUUCACGGAGCCGCCACCUCAAACGGCUGAGCCGGAUUACUGCCCCAAGGUGGGCAGUUUUGUGUCCGACGAUCGCACGUGCAAUGGAUAUUAUUAUUGCCGGAAAAACACUGAGGGACAAAUGGUUCUGGAGCAUGGCGUGUGUCCCGAUGGACGCUUCUUCAGUGGAGAUAAUGACGGCGCCUGUGUGCCACGAACUGACGUACGUUGCGAGUAUAACCGCUGCGUCAACAUGGGUAAUUCGACGAUACAGCUGGCCAACCUGUCGGAUGAUGGAUGCACGGGAUUUGCCAUUUGUCAAAAUGGUACCACAAUUGCCAUGGCUGACUGUCCAAAUGGCGAGUAUUUCAAUGAACUGACUCAACUUUGCACCACGCAGGUCAUAUCGUUUAAAGCCUGCUCCCUAUCAACGGAAUCUACGACAGAAACGAUGAUCGAUGAGGAAAUAACAACGACCACAGCUACGUAAGCAAUAAGGGGAUUUUGGAAGAGCAUUGGGUUUAAAGAUUGGUAUAACUUCUGUAAUAAUAAAAUUACAUGUAUAAUAAGUCCUUACAUUUUUUAAUAAAUUAUCGACAAUAUUUAUUUACAA
Molecule: messenger RNA, 1243 nt
Organism: Drosophila innubila
Lineage: Eukaryota; Metazoa; Arthropoda; Insecta; Diptera; Drosophilidae
Product: peritrophin-48-like
Exons: 2
Coding region: 32-1120 (362 amino acids)
Cellular component (GO): extracellular region
Molecular function (GO): chitin binding
Source: RefSeq, a predicted model, not a curated record